AUUUGUUUCCAUGGUGACGAGCGUCAACGUUCCAAACGUGCAGUUAGCAUAGCAGCUGCGAACUUUAGUGUCUGUCAGAUAUUACGGUCGUUGUGGCCUUUUUUUGGUGACUACAUUCUACACCUAAACAAGGCUAGUGUUAGUUUUAACAUCCAUCUUUUGAAUAACACGUUUUCUUUCCAAUGGAUUAUGUGGGUUUAUCAUCCGAGGAGACCCUCAGGGCUCUGUCUGCCCUGUUAUCCACCAAGCAAGAAGACGAAGAGGAGGAGGAAGAGGAUCAAAGAGUGACUCCAUCUGCACAGCUGGGCCCUGGACAAAUUGGUCUCCCUCCACAGAAUUCUAAAGAAGAGCCAAGUAUAAAGAAGAGCAGCAAGGAUAUCUGGAGUGAGGAGGAGGUGGCUGAAGGCUCUCGAUUCAUGGACUUUGCUGACCCGCGGCCACAGCCUGAGUAUGAAAUGAUCCUCAAGCAAAGUGUGGGAACAGAAGAUGUGUUUUUUGGCCUCAGUGGGAAAGACCCCUCCUCCAUGUGCUGUGAAGCCCUGCUGGUCAAAAUUCAGCUUCCAGAUACCAGAGCUACAGAUGUCGUCUUGGAUGUAAAAGAGAAGUUCCUUGAUCUGAGGACACCGAAAUACAAACUGGGCCUCCAUCUUCCUCAUCCCGUCCACGCUGAGGAGAGCAGGGCACAGUUCUUCAGUGAGAGGGAAGAACUGCAGGUGACUCUGCUGAUGAAGCGCUCCAUGGAUUUUUUCAACAUGCAAUAAUGAAGACAAAUAUGUGUAGCACAAAUAAAAAUGGUAACCCACAAUAGGCAA
Oryzias latipes (Japanese medaka) is the source of this 812-nucleotide messenger RNA. It is a transcript of the gene dnaaf6, whose product is annotated as dynein axonemal assembly factor 6. Gene Ontology annotation, biological process: axonemal dynein complex assembly; flagellated sperm motility. Gene Ontology annotation, cellular component: cytoplasm. Gene Ontology annotation, molecular function: dynein intermediate chain binding; protein-folding chaperone binding. NCBI's taxonomy places the organism in Eukaryota, Metazoa, Chordata, Actinopteri, Beloniformes, Adrianichthyidae. The record is from RefSeq and is a predicted model, not a curated record.